AUCCCCACCACCCUCCCCCAAAGAGAAAAAAAAAAUCCCAAUCUCCAGUGCUUGCUGGAUGAAUGUUCUAGCUGUAGAUAGACUGUCGGUGCCCAGCAUAAAGCUAACACUCUGUUCUUCCCCCUCCCUCCCUGUGUCACCCACCCUCCAUAGGACUUGCACUGGGCUCCACUUCCACUAAGAGAAGAACAAGGGAAGAGGCACUAAGAGGACCAACCGAUUACAGACCCCCCUUGCCCUGUUACUUGACCAGUCUACACAAAGAAAAGAGGUGGUGGUCAUCAUGGCGGUAUGUAGGAGCUUCUAAUUACCUUUGCAGAAGGUGUCAUGCUGAAGGAAGCUCGGGGGUGGAGAAGAGCCAGUCUGAACAAGUGGAGGUAACAGUCUUCAUCCAGGAGCCAGCUGCACAACCUAGAGGAAGUCUACCUGAUUCUUGUGGGGAGAGAGGAUCUUGACAAGCCAACAUGGCUACCUUGAUCAGGAGCAAACUGUCCAAUGUGGCCACCUCGGUAUCCAACAAGUCCCAGGCCAAGGUUAGUGGGAUGUUUGCCAGGAUGGGCUUCCAGGCGGCCACUGAUGAAGAGGCUCUUGGCUUUGCCCGCUGUGAUGACCUGGACAUGGAUCACAGGCAAGGUCUUCAGAUGGACAUCCUAAAGACCGAGGUCCCUACAGGCGAUGCCCCUGCAGAGGGGGACACCCACUACCAAAGAGAUGGCAAUGGACCCCCUACAUCUGACUCUAAAGAUGAAGGGAUAUGCUCAGAAUUAGGUGGAGCUGGAAAGCCUAAAAUAACAGCUUGGGAGGCCGGAUGGAAUGUCACCAACGCCAUCCAGGGGAUGUUUGUGUUGGGAUUACCCUACGCAAUUCUACACGGUGGAUACCUGGGACUGUUCCUCAUCAUUUUUGCUGCAGUGGUGUGUUGUUACACAGGAAAGAUUCUCAUUGCUUGCUUGUAUGAAGAGAAUGAAGACGGAGAGAUUGUAAGGGUUAGGGACACCUACGUGGACAUUGCCAACGCCUGCUGCUCACCGAGGUUUCCAAAACUUGGAGGAAGGAUUGUCAAUGUGGCUCAGAUUAUUGAACUGGUCAUGACGUGCAUCCUGUAUGUGGUGGUCAGCGGAAACUUGAUGUAUAACAGCUUCCCAACCCUACCAGUUUCUCAGAAGUCCUGGUCAAUUAUAGCCACCGCUGCGCUUCUACCAUGUGCAUUCCUCAAAAACCUUAAGUCUGUCUCCAAGUUCAGCUUGCUCUGCACCUUAGCUCAUUUCGUCAUUAAUGUCCUAGUGAUUGCCUACUGUCUGUCCAGAGCUAGAGACUGGGCUUGGGACAAAGUCAAAUUUUACAUUGAUGUAAAGAAAUUUCCUAUCUCCAUCGGUAUCAUCGUCUUCAGCUACACCUCCCAGAUCUUCCUGCCUUCCCUGGAAGGGAACAUGCAACAACCUAAAGAAUUCCACUGCAUGAUGAACUGGACCCACAUUGCCGCUUGCAUCCUCAAGGGUCUUUUUGCUCUGGUGGCUUAUCUGACCUGGGCAGAUGAAACCAAGGAGGUCAUAACAGACAACCUACCCUCUACUAUCAGAGCCGUGGUUAACUUAUUUCUGGUGUCCAAAGCUUUGCUGUCCUACCCACUUCCCUUCUUUGCCGCGGUGGAGGUCUUGGAAGGUUCUCUCUUUCAGGAGGGGAGCAGGGCCUUAUUUCCAAACUGCUACGGGGGUGAUGGGAAACUAAAAGCUUGGGGACUCUCUCUCAGAUGUGCCCUAGUUGUUUUUACCUUGCUCAUGGCCAUUUAUGUGCCCCACUUUGCCCUUUUGAUGGGUCUCACCGGCAGCCUCACAGGAGCUGGUCUCUGUUUCCUCCUUCCAAGCCUCUUCCAUCUCAAGCUUCUUUGGAGGCAGCUCCAGUGGCACCAUGUCUUUUUCGAUGUUUCCAUCUUUGUCAUUGGCUCCAUCUGUAGCGUAUCUGGUUUUGUGCAUUCUUUAGAGGGUCUAAUAGAAGCCUUUACAUAUAAUAUAGAGGGUUAAGGAAGAGACAGCAAAAUUGGGCAUCAGCAUCACUAAUAAAUAUGCAUCAGUUUCUACUGACAUCCCCAUUCUGGCUAUUCGCAUCAGUGGCUGCCUUUAGGUGGCAUCGUCAGCACAUUGCUGUUUAAAUGUGUUGCUGGGAAAUGCUGGCAGCUGAUAGGCUGAAACAUGCUUGUACCAUUUUCUAUUCCCCCCAAGGAAAAAGCUCACACAAAAAUAGACCUGUAUAUGUAUCAAAAGGAAAUAUUUUAUUUUUGUUAUAUUUAUUUAGAGUCGAUAUAAUUUGAACAAAAAAAAAUGAUAAAUUAUGAUGGAUAUAUAAAAAAAAUAUAUAUAUAUAGAGAGAGAGAUAGUUAUAACUGAAUGCAAUGGUGAUAAUUCUAAACUAAGAAAGGGUUUGCAUGUUUUGCUCAUCGCCCAUCCUUUAAUUCAGAUUAUAAAGCAAACCACAAUGUUCGACUGCAAGUAAUGCCUCUAAAGCAGAUUUUUACAACCAUUGAGGUAGGGAUGGGGAUAUUACUAACGCAGAGCCUUUUAGUAUAAUCUCUGUGAUAUUGUUUGGGGUGUCUUGUUUUUCCAAGCACAAAAUCGACUCAAAUGCGGUAAUUUAUUAAUUAAAUUGCGCAGAGCAAUGACGGAAAUUCACUGGCAGCAGACAGUCAGAAAGGGGCUUUCAAGCUGAAUUCCAGCCAAAUAGCUAAAAAA
Messenger RNA from Rana temporaria (common frog), 2726 nucleotides. It is a transcript of the gene SLC32A1, whose product is annotated as solute carrier family 32 member 1. Bases 465 to 2021 code for a protein of 518 amino acids. Lineage: Eukaryota; Metazoa; Chordata; Amphibia; Anura; Ranidae. Gene Ontology annotation, cellular component: vacuolar membrane. The transcript is spliced from 2 exons. The record is from RefSeq and is a predicted model, not a curated record. Gene Ontology annotation, molecular function: amino acid transmembrane transporter activity. Gene Ontology annotation, biological process: amino acid transmembrane transport.